Messenger RNA from Condylura cristata (star-nosed mole), 1034 nucleotides. It is a transcript of the gene GEMIN8, whose product is annotated as gem (nuclear organelle) associated protein 8. Bases 155 to 871 code for a protein of 238 amino acids. The record is from RefSeq and is a predicted model, not a curated record. Gene Ontology annotation, cellular component: SMN complex. Gene Ontology annotation, biological process: spliceosomal snRNP assembly. The transcript is spliced from 4 exons. NCBI's taxonomy places the organism in Eukaryota, Metazoa, Chordata, Mammalia, Eulipotyphla, Talpidae.
GGAAGCACCCUUCUGGUCGUCCUGGCAACAGCAGCGCCCCCCGGACGCCCCCUGUGUCUCCCCGCGGGAAAUAGGCCCCGGCUCGCCCACCGCCCGAAUCUGACAGCCGCGCGCCCACGAGCUCCUGAGCCCAUUUCAUCCUUCGCAGUCAGAGAUGGCGGCAAAGGUGAACUCUGCGGUGGCUAGCCUGCACGCCCCCUCCAUUUUGCAGGCGGCCUCGUCAGACACCCCGGAGCUUUGGUCUUCCCACCCGGUGUACGCCAGGUACUGGCAGCAUUACCAUCAGGCCAUGGCGUGGAUGCGCUGCCACCAGAACGCCUACCGGAAGGCCGUGGGGGCUUACUUCAGUUCCCUGCAAUACUACCUUUCUGAAGCCCACCCCCGCGGCGCGCAGGCCGGCCAGGGCGGCUCUCCUGGGCCCUUCUGCACCCACCAGCUGGCCACCGCAGAUGCCUGCGACAGCCACGCACUUUCCAGAGAAGACCAAGCUCUGUGUGCAGAGGAGGAGGCAGAGUCUGAGUCAGAAGGGGUGGAGUGCGACGUGAGCAACAUGGAGAUCACCGACGAGCUCCGCGAGUACUUUGCAGAGACCGAGAGGCACCGGGAAGAGCGGCGGCGGCAGCAGCUGCUGGACGAGGCGCGCCUGAAUGACUACGUCUACGCCGAUCAUGACCUGUACCACAGCCAGCGCCGCUCUGUGGAGCCCCCAACUGAGCGGCCAGGAGAGCGGCGCCAGGCUGAGAUGAAGCGUCUGUACGGGGACAGCGCAGCCAAGAUCCAGGCCAUGGAGGCGGCCGUGCAGCUGAGCUUCGACAAGCACUGUGACCGCAAGCGGCCCAAGUACUGGCCUGUCAUCCCGCUCAAGUUCUAAGCCCGGGCACCGGGUCCUGGGCCUCUUCUCUGGGAAAGGGCACUCAGCCUUGGCAAGCGAGGGUGGCCGUGUCAGUCGGCAGCGUGCGCGCUGUGGCCGAGGGGACAGCUCCCUCGCUGCGGCUUGGGCAGUCAGUGGUUGUCGAGUCUCAGUUCAUUAAAAU